GAACUGGAGACUGAGCUAUGUGGGCUGGAACUGUGAUCUCACUGGCCCACCCAUCGCUCCCCAAGCCUGUGGCCUUGUAUCAGCAUUGCAGAGCCCCAAGCCUGUGGCCUUAUAUCAGCGUUGCAGAGCCCCAAGCCUGUGGCCUUAUAUCAGCGUUGCAGGGACCCAAGCCUGUGGCCUUUUAUCAGCGUUGCAGAGACCCAAGCCUGUGGCCUUAUAUCAGCGUUGCAGAGACCCAAGCCUGUGGCCUUUUAUCAGCGUUGCAGAGACCCAAGCCUGUGGCCUUAUAUCAGCAUUGCAGAGACCCAAGCCUGUGGCCUUAUAUCAGCGUUGCAGAGACCCAAGCCUGUGGCCUUAUAUCAGCGUUGCAGAGACCCAAGCCUGUGGCCUUAUAUCAGCGUUGCAGAGACCCAAGCCUGUGGCCUUAUAUCAGCGUUGCAGAGCCCCAAGCCUGUGGCCUUUUAUCAGCGUUGCAGAGCCCCAAGCCUGUGGCCUUUUAUCAGCGUUGCAGAGACCCAAGCCUGUGGCCUUAUAUCAGCGUUGCAGAGACCCAAGCCUGUGGCCUUUUAUCAGCGUUGCAGAGACCCAAGCCUGUGGCCUUUUAUCAGCGUUGCAGAGACCCAAGCCUGUGGCCUUUUAUCAGCGUUGCAGAGACCCAAGCCUGUGGCCUUUUAUCAGCGUUGCAGAGACCCAAGCCUGUGGCCUUUUAUCAGCGUUGCAGAGACCCAAGCCUGUGGCCUUUUAUCAGCGUUGCAGAGCCCCAAGCCUGUGGCCUUUUAUCAGCGUUGCAGAGACCCAAGCCUGUGGCCUUAUAUCAGCGUUGCAGAGACCCAAGCCUGUGGCCUUUUAUCAGCGUUGCAGAGCCCCAAGCCUGUGGCCUUUUAUCAGCGUUGCAGAGACCCAAGCCUGUGGCCUUUUAUCAGCGUUGCAGAGACCCAAGCCUGUGGCCUUUUAUCAGCGUUGCAGAGACCCAAGCCUGUGGCCUUAUAUCAGCGUUGCAGAGACCCAAGCCUGUGGCCUUAUAUCAGCGUUGCAGAGACCCAAGCGUAUGUGAGUAA
This is a messenger RNA of Oncorhynchus tshawytscha (Chinook salmon), 1058 nucleotides long. RefSeq lists its product as uncharacterized. The transcript has 2 exons. The record is from RefSeq and is a predicted model, not a curated record. Bases 18 to 1058 code for a protein of 346 amino acids. NCBI's taxonomy places the organism in Eukaryota, Metazoa, Chordata, Actinopteri, Salmoniformes, Salmonidae.